Molecule: messenger RNA, 2025 nt
Organism: Vicia faba (fava bean)
Lineage: Eukaryota; Viridiplantae; Streptophyta; Magnoliopsida; Fabales; Fabaceae
Source: the annotation of a GenBank genome assembly
AUGGGUUCGGCGGCAACAAUGGCGAUGACGGCACUCUAUUUCACCAAAUCAACCAAACUCACUUCUUCCUUCCGCACUCUCCCUCGCCUCACCUGCUCUUCCCUCCCCUCUUCUCCUCUCAAAUCCAACAUCUCCUUCUCUCCCUCCAACCCUAAACCUAAACCCGACCCUAAACUCGAUAACCCGAACCAUUUCCCCGACGACGGUGACACCAUCCCGUGGAAUGUUCGAGGCGGAGAUGGAAACUUCAAACUCUCGUCUGAAUCUCCUCCAACCUUUCUCAAAGCCAUGACCAAUGCCUCAACAGGUACCAAAAAAUCAGAGAAGAACCAAACUGUGAAAGCCAAGAAGAAAAAUGAAAAGGAAACUAAGGUCUGUGAGGUGGCGCCGCCGCAGUAUUCCAAAGCGGAAAGGAGAUUCUACAAUGAAAAAUUCAAGGACUCCGGUACGCGUCUCAGCAAGGUUCUCGCUGCUUCUGGAGUUGCGUCCAGGAGAAGCUGUGAAGAGCUUAUUUUUGAAGGCAAGGUUACAGUUAACGGUUCCGUCUGUAAUACACCUCAGAAAAUUAAGCCAACAGUGCUUAUCGGAACAUCGAGCCAAGGAAAAACUUUUACCAAAGAGGUGGUUGAGGCAAUGGCUUCUCUUAACGAGAAACCGAUUAUUCUGGCUCUUCCCAACCCAACAUCACAAUCAGAAUGUACAGCAGAAGAAGCUUACUUGUGGAGCAGGGGGCGCGCGAUUUUUGCAAGUGGGAGCCCAUUUCCGCCAGUCGAAUAUAAGGGCAAAGUGUUCGUGCCUGGCCAGUCGAAUAAUGCAUACAUAUUCCCUGGGUUUGGCCUAGGUUUAAUAAUGUCUGGUACCAUUCACGUGCACGACGAUCUUCUUCUGGCUGCAUCUGAGGCAUUGGUUGAACAAGUAACAGAAGAAAACUUUGAGAAGGGUCUGAUAUUUCCACCAUUCACAAACAUCAGAAAGAUUUCAGCUCACAUUGCUGCCAAAGUUGCUGCUAAGGCUUAUGAGCUUGGUUUGGCGACUCGUCUUCCUCAGCCGAAAGAUUUGGAGAAGUUUGCUGAGAGUUUUUAUCUUAUGAACAUGACAACAAAUGUUCGUAUUUGGAAAGCCUUGAACUCACAAUCAGACGGUGACCACCUUGGCCUUAUUAAAAAAGUGUUGCGGCCUUGUCAUGAUGGUGGAGAAAACUGCAAAUUUUGUAGUCAAUAUUCUUACACUAAAGAAGACAUAAUUCGUUCUCAAAAUUUGAAUGAUUCACAGAAAGAAGUUGUUUCAAGCUGUGUUGGAAUGACUCAGGUAAAGUUUCUAGUAAUUGACGAAGCGGCCCAGUUGAAAGAGUGUGAAUCCACAAUCCCCUUACAGCUACCUGGUCUUCAGCAUUGCAUUCUUAUAGGUGAUGAGAAGCAACUGCCAGCACUGGUGAAAAGCAAGAUUGCUGAUAGUUGUGGAUUUGGAAGAAGUAUGUUUGAGAGACUGGUAAUAUUAGGGUACAAGAAACAUAUGCUUAAUGUUCAGUAUCGAAUGCAUCCAAACAUAAGCUUAUUUCCAUGCAAAGAGUUCUAUGAUCAAAAGAUCUCAGAUGCCCCUUUUGUUAUGGAAGAAAGCUACAAUAAGAGUUUCCUUGAAGGAGAAUUAUAUUCGUCUUAUUCUUUUAUUAACAUUGCUAAGGGUCAGGAGAAAUCUGGCCGCGGACACAGCUUGAUGAACAUGGUUGAGGUUGCUGUCAUUUCUGAGAUGAUUAAAAACCUCAAAAAAGAGUUUAAGAGGACACAAGAGAAAGACAAAAUUAAGGAGUACACUUCUGUUUCUGAUACUGAUUUCUCUGUGAGUGUUCGUUCUAUUGACGGUUUUCAAGGUGGAGAGGAAGAUAUUAUAAUAAUGUCUACUGUUAGAUCAAAUGGGAGUGGAAAAGUCGGUUUUCUUUCAAAUCGGAAAAGAACCAAUGUGGCCAUGACUAGAGCAAGAUCUUCACAAGUCAAAGGAAAUGGAUGCAACCAAGUCAAUCAAUGGUGA